Molecule: messenger RNA, 883 nt
Organism: Orcinus orca (killer whale)
Lineage: Eukaryota; Metazoa; Chordata; Mammalia; Artiodactyla; Delphinidae
Gene: ANTKMT
Product: adenine nucleotide translocase lysine methyltransferase
Exons: 5
Coding region: 173-853 (226 amino acids)
Biological process (GO): peptidyl-lysine trimethylation; positive regulation of proton-transporting ATP synthase activity, rotational mechanism; regulation of mitochondrial ATP synthesis coupled proton transport
Cellular component (GO): mitochondrion
Molecular function (GO): protein-lysine N-methyltransferase activity
Source: RefSeq, a predicted model, not a curated record
GGCGCGGCGCCGCGGAUCUGGUAGGCGCGGAGCAGGGAGUAGGGGCGCCGCGGAGGCCGCGGGCGGUGGGGAGGACGGCCCUCUCCAGGUCCGGGCCGGGGCAUGAGGGUCUCGGACCUGAGCCAGGGAGGGGCCUUGAGGUGGGGAAACCCUGAGCCGCUCUCCCGCAGCCAUGGAGCAGGACGACCCGGCCGAGGCGUUGACGGAGCUGCGCGAGCGGCGGCUAGGCGCGUUGGAGCUGCUGCAGGUGGCGGCGGGCUCGGGCCUGGUCACCUACGCCGUGUGGGCGCUGCUGCUGCAGCCGGGCUUCCGCCGCGUGCCGCUGCGGCUGCAGGUGCCUUAUGUUGGCGCGAGUGCCAGGCAGGUGGAGCACGUGUUGUCGUUGCUGCGAGGCCGUCCAGGAAAGAUGGUGGAUCUGGGCUCUGGCGACGGCAGGAUUGUGCUGGCUGCCCACAAGUGCGGUCUCCGCCCAGCUGUGGGCUAUGAGCUAAACCCGUGGCUGGUGGGGCUGGCGUGGCUGCAUGCCUGGAGGGCAGGAUGUGCGGGCAAUGUCAGCUACCGCCGUGAGAACCUCUGGAAGGUGAGCCUGAGGGACUGCCACAAUGUGUCUGUGUUCCUGGCUCCUAGCGUGCUCCCACUGCUGGAGGACAAGCUACAGGCAGAGUUGCCUGCAGGAGCCCGAGUGGUGUCUGGGCGCUUCCCCCUCCCCACCUGGCAACCUGUGGCUGUACUGGGUGAGGGCCUGGACCGCGUCUGGGCCUAUGAUGUCCACAGUGGUGGGCCAGCUGGGCAGGCUGUCCCAGGGCCUAGUUCUGCCUCCGUACCUGGAGCCCCCAAUUCUCAGGUUGGCUGAGUGGACACAAUAAAGACUCAGUGGGUUCCA